GGCGCACUGGCCCCAGCUGGCUUGCGCGCGCAGCAGCUGCGGGACCUGCUUCUGGAAGCUCACUGCGGUGGUGGUGAUCGUGGUGGUCCUGGCUGCGGGUUCUGGCGCAGUUUCUGCAAGACCAUAAACUGAAUCCCUGGAGCCUAUGAAUUGAACUUGAUGUCUUGCUGUCUGUAAUGACUGUUGGUGGACAGUAAUAACUGAUAUUCAACUAGAGUCUAAAGAGGACUAGAUUCCUUCUGGUGAUACCCGUGGCAAGCUGUAGUUUACUUGAACAAGGUGACAGCCGUCUUCCCAGAUCCUCAGACUCUGGCUUCAAGUGAACAAGAUAAGGUCCUAAGAAUGGAUAUUCCUGGGGAGCAAGAAACUAUCGUAAGAGGAGAUGCUACUGACUCAGAGUCUUUAAGACAGAGGUUCAGGUGGUUUCGUUAUUCAGAAGUGGAUGGACCCAGAAAAGCCCUGACUCAACUCUGGGAGCUCUGCACUCAGUGGCUGAGACCAGAAAUUCACACGAAAGAACAGAUUUUAGAGCUUUUGGUGUUUGAGCAACUUUUGGCCAUUUUGCCUGGGGAGAUCAGGAUUUGGGUAAAGUCCCAACAUCCUGAGAGUAGUGAGGAGGUGGUGACCCUAAUAGAGGAUUUGACCCAAGUGCUUGAAGAAAAGGAAGAUCAGUUCUCUCAAGACUCUGCCACUUCCCAAGAGGGGAACCUAGAAGAAGAUAAAAUGGUUGCUGUUCUUCCAAAUGCUGAGUCCCGGGAAUCUUUGUCAUUCAAGGAUGUGGCUGUGAACUUUACCAGAGGAGAGUGGAAGAGGCUGGAGCCUUUUCAAAAAGAGUUAUAUAAGGAAGUGCAAGUGGAGAACUUUAGGAACCUAGAAUUUCUGGGCUUUCCAGUUUCCCGACUAGAUUUGAUUUCCCAGCUAAUGUGGGUUGAAAUACCAUGGCUGCUAGAAAAAGAAAUCUCAAAAGGCUCCAGAUCAGAGCAUGAGCCCAGACGUGAAUUGAAGGAAUCCAUUCCAAAUCAUGAUAUUUUAAUGGAAGAAUCGUCUCUAGAUAAGAUAAUAGAAAGAUACCUCAGAGAUGAUCCUUACAACUUGAUGGAAGAAUCCUGCAGAUUAGAGAAGGGUCGUAGCAAUCAGGAAGAUUCACAAGUAGCAGUCACACAAAAGAAAACUCGUGGGAGAGGUAGUAAGGGUGAGGAAUUUGGUGGGAGCCGCAGUGUGAGGUCAGUCCUUGACCCGGAAAAGAAUGCCUUUGGAAAGAAUUUCAGACAGACUUCAGACAUAAUUAAACAUCUGAGAGUCUACUUAAGGAAAAAGGCUCGGAGGUAUAAUGAAUGCAAGAAAUCCUUCAGUUUCCACUCAGACCUUGUUCCGAACCGCAAAGAACACACUGGAGAAAAACCACGGAAACGUAAAGAAGGUAGGAAAGUCUUAAGUCACUCUUCAUCUCAUAUUCAACAUCAGAAACACCAGAAAAUCCGUUUGGGGAAUAAAUCCAAGACGUGCAGUAACUGUGGAAUAGACUUUACUCAAAUCUCCUCUAAGAGAAUGGCUGAUGGAAAAAAUUUCACCAUUUGUGAUAAAUGCUGGAAAGCGUUACAUAAAGAUUCAACCUUGAAUAAAGAUGAGAGAACUGAGACUGAAGAAAAAACCCAUAAAUGUAGUAAAUGUGGAAAAGCCUUUGGCUAUAGUGCUUCACUCACUAAACAUCAGAGGAUUCAUACUGGGGAAAAACCCUAUAUGUGUAAUGAAUGUGGAAAAGCUUUCAGUGACAGUUCAUCCCUCACACCACACCACAGAACUCAUAGUGGAGAGAAACCCUUCAAAUGUGAUGAUUGUGGAAAAGGUUUCACCCUAAGUGCCCACCUCAUUAAACACCAGAGAGUUCAUACUGGAGAAAAACCCUAUAAAUGUAAGGAAUGUGGGAGACCCUUCAGUGACAGUUCGUCUCUUAUUCAACAUCAGCGAAUUCAUACUGGAGAGAAACCCUACACGUGUAACAAUUGUGGAAAAUCCUUCAGUCAUAGCUCUUCUCUUUCCAAGCAUCAGAGAAUUCAUACUGGAGAGAAACCCUAUAAAUGUGGCGAAUGUGGAAAAGCCUUUAGACAGAAUUCUUGCCUUACUCGACAUCAGAGAAUUCAUACUGGAGAAAAACCAUACUUGUGUAAUGAUUGUGGGAUGACUUUUAGCCAUUUUACAUCAGUUAUUUAUCAUCAAAGACUUCAUUCAGGAGAAAAACCCUACAAAUGUAACCAAUGUGAGAAAGCUUUCCCCACGCAUUCACUCCUUAGUCGUCAUCAGAGAAUUCAUACUGGUGUAAAACCUUAUAAAUGUAAAGAAUGUGGGAAAUCCUUCAGUCAGAGUUCAUCGCUUAACGAGCAUCACCGAAUUCACACUGGAGAGAAACCGUAUGAAUGUGACUAUUGUGGUGCAACCUUUAGUCGAAGCUCAAUCCUUGUAGAACACCUAAAGAUUCAUACCGGAAGGAGAGAGUAUGAAUGUAAUGAAUGUGAGAAGACGUUUAAGAGUAAUUCAGGCCUCAUCAGACAUCGAGGAUUUCACUCUGGAGAGUAAUUCUGGGAAUAUAAUAAAGUGUGUGGGGGAGGAGGGAAGCGGGGGAUUUAGUCAAAAUUGCCCCGUACUGAAAAUCCAGGAUAUAAACUCAUUGAUCACUAGCUACAACUUUGAUGGGUUGGCAGCUAGGAAAAAUAUUAUUUUUCUCAUUCAUCUUUCUUCUUUGUAAGGAUGUCAACUACUAGUAGAUAGUAAUCAAGGUUGGUAAAGUCAUUGGAAAGUAAGGAAAGUAGUAUGAAAUGUGAAAUGAUUCUAAAGGAUCAAGCUUAAACUUAAAAAGGGGGGAGGGGCACAAAGGACCCAAUCUCUUUACUUCAGAGGAUUUCCCUCUCUUGUAGCUCCCCUUCCACUACCAUGUAGUAGAAUGGAAAGAGCACUUGGCUGGAUCAAAUAACUUAGGGUCUGCCCCAGCUUACUGUCCAAUUCUGUUUUAUAUGAUAUUGGACAGAUCAUUUGAUUCUUCUGAAUUUCAGUUUCUUUACCAGUAAAAUGAAUGUGUUGGAUUAAUGAUUUCUAAGUUUCUUUCUCUUUUUUGAUACUUUUUGAAGCUGUGAAAAUCAGUUACCUACUUUUGAUUCAUUGGAACUUUCAAGUUUGUCUGGUAGGAAAUCAUUCCUAUUUAGGAUGCUGGACUUCUGGCCUGGUGAGAUUGAAGUAUACUUUUUUAAUAGUUGAAGCAGGGAUCCUUAGAAUGCUAUAUAUAGGAACAGGUCAGUUCAGCUCAAACAAGUUUGCCUUCAGGGAAUGUUUCAGUUGGACAAAGCACCUCUUUUCCUCUGGGCGUUGGCUCGAUUGGGAAUCCAGGGAGCUUCCACUUGAACCAUCUCAGCCAUGAGAGUAAUAGUCUUAGGAAAAUAGAUUUGGGGGAUGGGGGGUGAGGUGUUGAAAGCAGAGAGCUGUUCUGGAUGGCUUCUCUUUUGCAGAAAUAGAAUUCUAUAUUUUUAAAAUCAUACUUUUGUCUGUAUCAGGUACAGUUUUCCUGAAACUGGAGAGUGAACAUUCCAUAUGGCAGUGGUCACAAGCUGUCAGCCUGUUGCCAUACUGGGGUCUUAGAUAUGUUUUAGUUGGCCUGCAAGGUGGGGUUUGUGUGCAGGUGUGAGUGGGUGGAUUUAGUUGCCACCAUUUGAAAAUUAGGAAAUUUCUUUUUCUUUUUUUUUUAAAUAGGGCUUGUCUUGGAAGAUUAUAAGAACUGACAACACUGGACUCAUUUCUGUGGGGCAGUCAGCUGGUCUUUGGUAGUAGCUCCCACCUUUAGAUGGGGAAUGUACUCUCCUGCUUGCCGAAUUCUCUCAUUUAUAUAACCUAACUUGCCCAUUGUAGGUACUUGAUAUUAUGAUUGCCUUACCAUAUAGAGAAUAUAUGUCCUAAAAUCUAUCAAGACACCCCACUGACAGUAAAAAAAAUUCAGGAAAAGAAUGUAAAAAUGAUGCAGAAUAGAUUUUCAGUUGUGAAAUUAGAUUUCAAAGGACUGGAGUAUGCUGGUAUUGAUGGAUUGAUUGUUCUUCAUGUAUUUCAAAUAUGGAGUCUGAAUAAUAAUUUCUAAAUGAAAAAGAAACUAGACCCUGAGUGAUAGGUUUGGGUCUCAGGUCAUAGAGUUCUGGAGGAACCCCACUGACUUGAUACUGGUACAGAAAUAAGUUCCUAAAGUUGAAAUUUGAGAUGGCUCCUAUAAAAGAGGACUAAACCAGAAAACUCCAGACUUAUGGAAGUGAAGAGAUCCUUAGUGUUGGUCUCAGACUCAGCAAUAUUUGCUGUGAUUUAACGGGUUUGAGUUUGCAAUGCUACCUCUGGAGGUUUUGGUUUCUCCUGUGUGCCUCCCUCCCUCCCUCCACACCUCCCCCCUUACUAGAACAAAGCCUGCAAUUCAGAUAGAUGCUGUGUGAUAAAUUAAUCUGUAUAGUUACUGCUAAAUGGACGAAUCGGACACAUUCUAGCCAGGAAAAAAAUACAGCUUGUGACAGUCUUUCACCUGGUUUAAGUUUUGUUAUACAAGGAUUUAAUUUAUGGCACAAAUUUAAAAAAAUGUCAAGUUACUUGUUCCAGAAUGUUUAACUAGUUAGGCUCCUCAGCUUUCAUAGGAGGAUGUUUUAACCAAUAUCAGUUGAUAAUCUGGAGCAUAAACCUUUUUUUUUUUCCUACAACUUUAUUGAGGUAUAAAGUAUACAUAAAAUUCAUCUCAAAGUGUACAAUUCAGUAGAUUUUAGUAAAUUUACGGAGGUGUGCAUCCAUCACCAUAAACCAGUUUUAGAAUAUUUCAUCACCCCAAUAAGAUUCUGUCCAUUUACAAUUAAUGCCCGUUCCCAUCCCCAACCUCAGGUGACCAUAAAUCAAUGUACUUUCUGUCUCUGUAGAGAGUUGUUCUUUCAGGACAUCUUGUAUAGGUGGUAUUGUACAAUAUGUGGUCUUUUGUUUCUGGCUGUUUUCACUUAACAUGUCUUUGAGGUUCAUCCAUGUUGUAGCAUGUGGCAUUGUUCCUUUUUUAUCACUGAAUAGUAUUCCAUUAUAUGGAUAUCCCAUAUUUUGCCUCCCUUUAUCAGUUGGGAGAUAUUUGAGUUGUUUCCAGUUUUCUGGCUGUUAUAAAUGAUACUGUUUUGAGUAUUAGUCUGCAAGUCUUUGUGUGGACAAAUGUUUUCAUUUUUCUUAGGUAGAUACAUAUGAGUGCAGUUGCUGGAUGAUGAGGUAAAUUUUUGUUUAACUUUUUAAAAAAAUUGUCUAAUUGUUUUCCAAAGUGACUGUAUCAUUUUACAUUCCCAUCGCAAUGUUUGAGGGUCUUUGUUGCUCCACACAGACGAUAUUAAGAUUGAAAAAUGGGAUAUAACCAUCUGUAUGUAUACUUAUACAUGCAACUUUAAAUCACUCAAUUGAAAAAAAUUUAAAACUGAUAGUUUUCUAGGAAAACAUAAAUGAUCAAAAUCGACUUUAAAAUAGGUAGACAUGUGAAUAGAAUACUAUCAGAAGAAAUUGAAAGGGUCGUCAAAGAUGGGAUACUAUGGCAUCCUUUCUCCACCCCAACCCUCCCAAAAGGCACCAGACCCAGAUGGUUUUCUGGGCGAGCUUUACCAAACCAUUAUACAACAGAUAAUUUGUAUAUUAUGAAAACUAUUUGAGAGCAUUAUAAAAGAAUAAAAUGAGUCCCCUUUCAUUUUAAGAAGCUAGCAAAACCUGAUAAAGAUGAUAUGACAAUAUAGAUUGGCCUUAUUUACAAAUAUAUAUGCCAUAAGAGUCUUCUCUGAAACAAAAAAGUUAAAUCUAAUUCUACAAUGUAAUAAAAGAAUAAUUGUUUUCAGUAGGGUUUAUUUCAGGAAUUCAUGGGUAGUUCAACAUCAGGAAAUAUUUCAGUAUAACCCACAACCACCCCAACUAAAGUAAUGUAUAACACUGUUAUGUCACACUUUUAUUUCUUUAUGGGAUUGUCAAAGAUACUAGGCUUUGUUUUGCUUAUGAUUUACACGUGCUAGAGUUUACUUUAUUUGAUCAGUAUUCAAACAGUUGUUUAAGUAGAGAGUGCAUUAAAACAGUUGUUAAGUAGAGCGUAUGUAAUGGAAAAUGCUCUCAUAGCAAACAAGGUAGACAGGUUUUACAGUAAAGUAAAACCUAGUCUAGUAAAAGUAAGCUUUGGUGAGUUUUUUGUUUAGAAUUCCAAAUAAGUUUGAUGUCCCAUGCAAGCAACACAUGUACUGUGGAUAAGCAGCGACAUUUCUUUGAAAACUCAUGAGGUUCUUUUCACCACUCUUACCUUUUAACAAGCCUAACAGAAGUUUAGCCAGAACAAUUUUUUUUUAAAUUGUGCUUUACCUGAGUCAGGCUUGGGAACACAGAAUUGCAUCAUGCUUAGCAUUUUCUGAAAUUUUCUUUGUUUGUUUGUAGUUUUUUCUUAACAUUCUAGGAUAUAAGCUUCGUAGGAGUAGUGAUCUUGUCGAUCUUUUUUUUUUCACACUGUGAUCCCAUCUCCUACCAUGGUACCUAGCACUAAGCAGGCAUUCAAUAAAUAUUUGUUGAAUGACUGAAUAAUAUAUUAAAAGAGAGAAAAAAAGAUAGCAAUGAAAAUAUAUUUGAUGGAAAUGAAAUCAUUUUUGUUAUUAAAAACAAGUCUUAAUAAAUUAAGGAUAGAAGAAAACUUUUUUAACUUGUUAAGAUGAAAAAUGUUAGAAAAAAUAUUAAUAGAUGAGUAAAAAAUUCUAGCUUGUAAAUAAUUUUUCCUCAGAUUUUUGAAUAUUUUUACUUUCAAAUAAUUGCUUUUGAGAAAUCUAGUGCCAUUCUAAUUUCUGAACAGUUGUAUGUAACCUGUUCCCCCACCCCCACUUAGGGUGCCUUUGUGAUUGUCUAUCUAUGAUAUUCUGAAAUAUUUCUCUGCUGUUUCUUUUUCUUUUUUUUCCUCUCCUGUUUCUUGAUGUAGGUAUUUUUUGUAUUCAUUGUAUUGGGAAUUCAUUGGGCCCUUUUUAUGGGGAGUCUCAUAUCCCUCAAUUCUGGGAAAUUCUUUGGUACAAUUUGCCUAAUAGUUUCAUCUUCAUUUUCUCUAUUCUUUUCAUCAUCAUUCUUUGUCAGAUGUUGGACCUCCUUAGGUUGAUCCUCUAAGUUUUUAAUCUUUUCCUUCUUAUUUUUCAUGUCUUUGACUUUUAUCCUACUUUCUGGGAGACUUCUUUGACUUUAUCUUCCAACUCUACUGUUAGAUGUUUUGAAUGUUUUAUUUUCUGUUCUCAUAUUUUUAUUCGUAAGUGAAUUUUCUGGUUCUCAGGUUAUUCCUUUUUUUUUCUUCUUUAUAAUAUCCUGGAUUGCUUCAUGGAUGAAAUACUUUCUUUCUCGGAGGUUGUUAAUUAUAGAAUCUGAAGUUUUAUUUCCUUCCUGUGUCACUAGUGUUUCCUCUGAGUUGUUUCUACCUGUUUUCUGUCUUUCACUUUGGAAGACUUCCUCAAACCUCUGGUGAUUCUUGACUUAUCUUCAUCUUUAAAAGGCUCAUCAGAGGUGUUUUCCUUAGUGCAGCACUGUCCUAUAGAAACAUGUGAGUCACAUAUGUCAUUUUAAAUUUUCUGGUAGCCACAUUAAUGUGUAAAAGAAAACAGGUGAAAUCAAUAUAUUUUAUUUAACACAGUAUAUCCAAAAUAUCAUUUCAACAAGUAAUCCAUAUAAAAAUUAUUUAAUUUUAUUGUGCUAAAUCUUCCAGUUCUAGUGUAUGUUUUACACUUAUGGCCCAUCUUAAACACAAAAAUUUCACCUGAAAUACUUGAUCCAUAAUUAGAGUCAUAAAAUUUAAAGUUGGAAAAGUAGAUUCACAUAGUUGUUGCAAACAUGCUUUGUUGUUUUUCCUAACUUAUUUAAAAGUUUUCCAAUAAGUGAAUCAAGUAUCAAAAAACUUUCUUUUGAUGUUUGUAUUCACUUUGACAAAACUGUUCCAUCUUUUUGUUAGAAGAAUUGAUUUGAUGUUGAAGCAAAAGUAUGUCAGUCUCAAAACUUCAUUUAAGUUAAGUAAAUUCACUAGCUCUUGUGUCAACUCAGUAGUAUCAACUCAUUAAAUUCAAAGAGGUAUUGCAUAAAUGGAAAAAAAACUGAAUUUACCAACAUUAAUAAGACAUUCUUCAAAAUUUUUUGUAGUUUUUACAGCCAGUUUACUCAGUGCUGUUGAUUACAAGUGAAAUCUUAUGCAUAUUGAUUCAUGUUAGAAAAAUAUGUAAAACCAUUAUUAUUUGUAUUUUGAAAGGUUUCAGUUUCAAUAUAAAUUCUUAUAGCUGUCUAGCUAAGUCACAAAUAAGUUUUUUCCUUUUCUUGAAGCUUCAAAUUUAGCUUAUUCAUACGCAGUGUGAUAUAAGGGAGAAAAAUCACACUGCCGUGUUUUGUCUUUGAUUAGUGAAUAUUUGACAAACAUUACUUUUGUUUCAAGAAAGUCUUGAUUUGGAAUUACUAGUACCAGAAAUCUUUGUAGCACACUGCAUGAAUCAACCAAGACGACUUGAUAAAGAACACAAGAUCAUUAGAUUCAUUGUCUUCUAUUUCAGCAGUUUGUUUUACUGACAAUGAUUAUUUCCUAGCAUUUGCAUGUAUAUACUGAACAAUUUUAAUAUCUGUAUCCAAGAUACCUUUCUUGGAGUCUGCUUCAGAAAAAUGAGCAUAGAUAUUUUCAAUAUGCAUCAUACAUUGAAACAAAGCAAGGAGGAAAAGAAACAUCAUUCUCUUGCUUUAAAAUUCUAAUACUCCUGGGCUUUUGACCUAAUAUAGCUGGAGUCCUGUCCUCAUGACAGAGACUAAUAUUUCUAUCUCUAUCUCUAUCAGAAGUUCUUUGACAGAUGUAAAAGUGUCAAAAAUAUCUAUACCACAAGUUUGAGUUUUUAAGGUUACAAAUUGACAACACUUCUUUGUAAUACAAAUUUGAGUACUCUUGGAGACAGCAUACCCAUGUUUUCACUGGGCAUUGUCUCCUGUAAUACACAUGACCAGUCUACAGCUAAAAAAAAUACUUGCAAUUUUUCAAAUUUUAUUAGAAAAAUCUUGUAUUCUGUGAGAAAAAUUAUUUGGUGACUUGAUUGAAAUUUUCACUUUUUGUAAAAUAUCUUGUUUUUUUCUCAUAAUUUUCUAAUUAAAUUACCAUAACUAAAAUGAUAAUUCUUUUUUUUAACCAUCUCUUUAUCUGAGGUUCUCUCUUGUGCAAGAAUUCAAGCUGUUUUAUAGCUGGUCAAAUUUACAGGCUCAGAUCCUGUUAAAAAUUGUCUGUUUUUUGUUGGAAAUUUCUCAUUUCAGAUGAUUAAUUUUUCAUUGAUUCUUUUUUGACUGUUAGGAGAAACUUAUCAAAGUCACUAGGUCAUUGCUGAAAAACGACAUAAAUACUAAAUAUUGUCUUAAAUACUGCCUACUUUAUUAUCUUUAAUACUUUUUUACACCAUAACCAGCUAUUUCACUUUGCUGUGCUGUAGUAAAUUGCAGUUGCCAUUCCUUGUGAAGUUUGUGCUGUGCCCUCUUCCAUUUGCUUUUUUGUUUACUAUUCGGUUGUAAUACUAGCAUCUGUAUUUACACACAUUUCAGUAUGCUUCCAUCAAAAAUUUAAAUAUUUGUAUUUUCUAACCUAGAAAAAGUUAUUUUGUAAUUAAAAUAGUAAUUCCAUUUAUGUCUAUGAUUUACCUAGGUAUCACUGUAACAUACGCUGUCUGCAUAUGGACACUCUAACUUGUGCUAUGUGCAUAAAAUACCCAAGUAAACACAUUGCAAUGUUCCUUCAAUGCGUAGAAAAAAAUCUUCUAAUCUGCAUCAUAUCUGCUGAUACUGACUAGAUUGGUGAUGUGCUUAUGUGUAAUACUAGAAACAAUGCACGCGCCUGUACAAGCAUUACAACACAACAAUAUUCUGUGUGAUACAGUGGUUAAAGUGAAUAGUACUUAUAUCAAAACAAUAAAGUUGCAUUUAAUGGGAAAAAUUUUUUACUCUGCCUCAGUUUUUAAAAUUUUUAAAUGUGGCACUAUUCACUUUUCAGG
Messenger RNA from Choloepus didactylus (southern two-toed sloth), 10031 nucleotides. It is a transcript of the gene ZNF483, whose product is annotated as zinc finger protein 483. The transcript is spliced from 6 exons. NCBI's taxonomy places the organism in Eukaryota, Metazoa, Chordata, Mammalia, Pilosa, Megalonychidae. The record is from RefSeq and is a predicted model, not a curated record. The coding region runs from base 343 to 2574 and encodes 743 amino acids. Gene Ontology annotation, biological process: regulation of DNA-templated transcription.